UGUGUGAAGGCAGACGCUUCCGUGAAUGAAGACUUUGAGUAAAACGAACGCACACUAGCUCUACUUGACUAUGUAGGAUUUACGGAAGAGUCGUCCCAGGCGUGGCUGAGGAACUUCCGUCUUUUACAGCUGAAAAAUGACAGCGACUUUGCGCCCAUACUUGAAUGCUGUGAGGGCCACCCUGCAGGCAGCCCUCUGCCUGGAGAGCUUCUCCUCUCAGGUGGUGGAGCGUCACAACAAGCCUGAGGUGGAGGUCAGGAGCAGUAAGGAACUGCUACUUCAGCCUGUGGUGAUCAGCCGCAAUGACAAGGAGAAGGUUCUCAUUGAGGGAUCCAUCAACUCCGUCAGAGUCAGCAUCGCCGUCAAGCAGGCCGACGAGAUCGAGAAGAUCCUUUGCCACAAGUUCAUGCGCUUCAUGAUGAUGAGGGCGGAAAACUUCUUCAUCCUGCGGAGGAAACCCGUGGAGGGUUAUGAUAUUAGUUUCUUGAUUACCAACUUCCACACGGAGCAGAUGUACAAACACAAGCUGGUGGACUUCGUCAUCCACUUCAUGGAGGAGAUCGACAAAGAGAUCAGCGAGAUGAAGCUGUCCGUUAACGCCAGAGCUCGUAUUGUUGCUGAAGAAUUCCUCAAGAACUUCUGAUGACAGUGUUCGGUCCUCGGUCCAGCACGCGCCUGGAAACGCUCUCAACGGCCAAUCAGCCGCGAUCUAAAAGGAGUAAACAGCCAAUCAGCGAGGAGAAGACAGGAACGUGACCAAUCUGGCAAUGACAUCCCUCUGCACCCGUCUCGAGUUUUUCCCUGUACUCAUGCAUAUCAAUGACUGUAUAUAAUGAAAUAUUUACCAGUUUCAUUUUCAGCCACGUAGAACAAAUCCCCAAACCGAGGCGGGUCCUUAAAGUAUUAAUCCAGUUGAUAGCCAUGAGUACAGGGGCACCGACGACGUGACGUUGCAAACAAAACAAACCAGGUUUUUAUAUUUUUCUUCCGUGUGUGUGUGUGUGUGAGUCUGCGUGUUCCGUCACCGCUGUUUCCAAUUCAUCUCGAAAUUUUCUGUGUUCAGAGGAUUUGAGGAAGUGAUCUGUGUGGCAUUAAAUCAUAUGGAGCCAAGAAACCCCCACGACCCGACCUGUAAGACUCAUGUUUAAAACAAGGAAAUAAAACAGUUGUUUAUA
Messenger RNA from Salarias fasciatus (jewelled blenny), 1175 nucleotides. Its product is annotated as actin-related protein 2/3 complex subunit 4-like. Lineage: Eukaryota; Metazoa; Chordata; Actinopteri; Blenniiformes; Blenniidae. Gene Ontology annotation, biological process: actin filament polymerization; Arp2/3 complex-mediated actin nucleation. Bases 137 to 643 code for a protein of 168 amino acids. The transcript is spliced from 6 exons. Gene Ontology annotation, molecular function: actin filament binding. The record is from RefSeq and is a predicted model, not a curated record. Gene Ontology annotation, cellular component: actin cytoskeleton; Arp2/3 protein complex.